AUGGAACCAAUCACUCUGGCAGAAGAUGCAACUUCCAUUGAUGCUCAUAUCCAGAUUCUCAACAGCCAGCACCAAAAAGUGAUUCCCGAUCAUGCAGUAGUUCGAGAUCGUAUGCAGCAAACAUUUGUGUGGCGUCAAAAAGAGAUAGCUGAAGGAAUGUCUGUGGAGGACAUUAUGAAGAAGUACCCCUUUUUGUGCUCCACAAGUGGACUCACUGAUGAGUUGGAACGUAUCCACCCAGAAGUGACGAAUCUAUCAAAGAAGUUUAAAGAAGAGUUAAAAUCCAUCAGCGCAAAAGUAAUUGAGCAAACGAAAGGGAAGGCUUCCAUUUUUGCUCACUACCAGGAGGCCAAAGAUGAGGCCCUCACUGAAAAUGCACAAGGGGGUUUGACGGGGGGGGGGGGGGGGGGGGGGUGCGAGGGGGGAGGGGGUGUAUACCAGAUGGGGGGGCGGAGGAGAAGGGGGGGGGGGAGGGGGGGCGGAGGGGGGGGUGGUGGGGGGGUGGGGGGAGGGGCGGGGGGCAAAGGGGGGGCGGGGGGGGGGGGGGUCAGGGAGGGGGAAGAUGGGGGGGCGCGGGGGGGGGGGGUUGUGGGGGUGGGGGGGGGGGGGGGGGGGGGGGUGCGUGGAGGGGCUGCGGUUGGGGGGGGAGGGGUCGGGAUAGACACAGUAGGGGGGGUGGGGGAGCUGGGGGGCGAGGGGGGAGGUGGCGCGGGUGAAGCGGUCGCGGCGAAGGGUUCGGACGGUGGGGGGGGACGACGGGGGGAGGGAGCGGGAGGAGGGGGGGGGGGGGAGGGGGGAAGGGUGCUGACGGAGGAGGGAAGGGGGGGGGGGGGGGGAGGGGAAGGGGGGGGGAGGGGGGAGGGGGGUGAGAGGCGACGGGGGGGAAUGGGGGAAGGGGGGAGGGAAGACAGGAGCCGGGGGAGGGGAGGGGGUGGGGGGAUAAGAGGGAGUCCGCGGGGGGGGGGGGGGGGGGGGGGGGGGGGAGGGAGGGGUGGGUGUGGGGGGGGGAGGGGGGGGAGGAGACGGGUAGGGGAGGGGGGGAGGGGGCGUGGGGGGGGAAAACAAGGGCGAGGGGGGGACAGGGUGAUGAAGCGGGGGGAUUGGGGGUGGCGGGCGGCGCAAAAGGGGGGGGUAUGGGGGGAGGGGGGGGAGGGAGGAAGGGGAGGGGUCGGGGGGGUAGGAGGAUGA
Molecule: messenger RNA, 1188 nt
Organism: Knipowitschia caucasica
Lineage: Eukaryota; Metazoa; Chordata; Actinopteri; Gobiiformes; Gobiidae
Source: the annotation of a GenBank genome assembly